This is a messenger RNA of Meyerozyma guilliermondii ATCC 6260, 2034 nucleotides long. It is a transcript of the gene ORC3, whose product is annotated as origin recognition complex subunit 3. Bases 1 to 2034 code for a protein of 677 amino acids. The transcript has a single exon. Lineage: Eukaryota; Fungi; Ascomycota; Pichiomycetes; Serinales; Debaryomycetaceae. Gene Ontology annotation, biological process: DNA replication initiation; DNA replication. Gene Ontology annotation, molecular function: DNA replication origin binding. The record is from RefSeq and is a predicted model, not a curated record. Gene Ontology annotation, cellular component: nuclear origin of replication recognition complex; DNA replication preinitiation complex; nuclear pre-replicative complex.
AUGUCUAGCGGUGAAGAUGAUGCACACAAAACGUACUAUUCUAUCAAACGACGAAAAACCGUGCCACCUACCAUGUCCCUCCCAAAACAGUUUCUGAAGUCAUUCAUACCUCUUUUCUUUGGCAAGGAAAGUGCAGAAAAUGUUCAAAAAAGGCAUCAAUUAUACGAGUCAAUUUGGCUGCAGCAAAGGAAAAGGAUGGAGAAUAUAGUUUCCAGUGCUUACGACGGUCUUUUGAGCAGCCUAGAGUCAUAUAUUGGCGAGCCUUUGUUGGGGGAUCAAAAAUUAGCGGUUGCCUUCGCUCUGCUCGGAACCAACACUGCCAACAAUUUGAGGAUUCUUAACGAAUUGAGCCUGCGAUUAGAAUCAGGAACUGCCAUUCACCUGCGAGUCAUCACAUUAAACUCGAAAAAUAGCGCCAAUAUCAAGUCGGCUCUUCGAGAAAUCAAUCGUCAACUAUUAGCUCAAAAGACCAAGAACGACGAUAAUGACGAAACAGACACCAUGUUUGGAGACAAAGAAGGUCGUAUUGCUCAUGAUUUUGAGAUUGCUCGCGACUGGUGCUUGGACUAUAUGAAUCAAGAGGGCGCCUCGGACAUGGCUACGACCAAAUUGAGAUUAUUACUUAUCAUCCAAGAUGCCGACUCAUUGAAUACUCAAGUGUUGAACCAAAUUAUCAACGUUCUUCACAUUUAUACCGGCUCGAUUCCAGUCAAAUUGGUACUUGGUCUCUCCUCAAAUAAGGUACGUGACUGGAUCAACACAAGCAUUAGUGCUCUGCUUCGUCUAUCCAUCAAGGGCACUAAAUUCAAGAGUCAAGAUAAUAAGCAAUUGGCUUAUAGGAUACUAGAGAGUCUUUUUUUGGACCCUGAAAAUGAAAACCCAUUAUUGCUUGAUUCAAGAUUGGCGGCAGUUAUACUCAACAGAUUUGAACGUGCGAACAAUUCUCUUGAUAGCUUAAUGUCGGAGAUCAAGCUUUGCUAUAUGAUUCAUUUUUACCAACUGCCUUUAUCUAUCCUUACUGACGCCAAUUUUGCUCCAACUUCUCAGUAUAUCUCGUCACUAAGGAGACUUCCCUCGUUCAAGUUGCAUAUAGAACACUUGGUUAAGCAAUUCAAAGAAAACCAACAAGAUACAAAGGCUGAGAUCGAGGACUUGUUAGACUCGGACGAGAAACUUAAUUUACUCUUGGACACUUCGAGGAAAGAAUUACAAGAAUACCACAAACAAUUGAUCCAAGCCGUGAAACUUCUACAAACCUGUCACCUUCAUCUACCACAGAAACAUCUGAAUUUAUAUUGGUACAAAGUGCUUCUGGGCGGUGAUAUCUUCAACUGUGUUAGCUACAAAGAGCUAUUGACCCACUUGGGAUCACUCUCGGAGUAUGAGGCUAAAACUUUACUUGCCAAGUUGAGUCUGGAAGACGAAUUUGAAGACGAUGUUUCGGGUCUUUCCAGUGCCCUGGAUGCUCGAGAUCUAGUCAACGAUUAUAUCAAGAAACAUGAGUUUCAGCGACCGCUUCACUCAAGAACAUUCUAUGAAGUUUGGACACUUAGUGGUGGGUUUUCAGAGCGCGAUUUGAUAGAAUCUCCUCAUGUUGAAGAAAAUCUUGAGAAUGCUAUGCUUCGUUUACUUCGACCUAAAUUGCGCCGGUCACUAGAGGAAGCACUAGACAAUUCUUCAAUAUACUUGGGCGACAACAAAAAUGACGAAGGUUCUCCCAUCGCGACACACCUAUUCAACGUCUACAGAGAUGCGCCAGUUUCCAUCAAUGUCUACGAUUUUUACUGUGCAUUCAAGCAAUCUGUGCCUAAAGACUCGCUUUUGCAGGCAAUGAAGAGUCAAUUGCAUGAGUCACCUGUGAAGAAUGAGGAGUUGUUUAAAGCCAUAGAGACCAUUGAGCACAAUGACGAAGCUUGGGAAAAGGCAUCAUUUUCGUGGUUUCUCCACACUUGUCAUGAAUUUGUUCUCCUUGGACUUUUAAAAGAGAGGUCCAAGGUGGACUUUUUUGAAAAGGGGAUCUGGAUUGGAUUGUAG